Molecule: messenger RNA, 1974 nt
Organism: Lycium barbarum (goji berry)
Lineage: Eukaryota; Viridiplantae; Streptophyta; Magnoliopsida; Solanales; Solanaceae
Exons: 3
Coding region: 1-1974 (657 amino acids)
Source: RefSeq, a predicted model, not a curated record
AUGGAUUUACCAAGGUAUAGCGAAGAGUAUAGUGACGGUGUUCAACGUUUUUUGGACUUCGCUUAUUCUGAUGGAGAUCCUCAAGGUGAAGAAAUUCAAUGUCCAUGUGCAAAGUGUUGUAACAUCCCUUGGUGUCGAAGAGGUGUAGUAUAUAAUCAUCUAAUAUGCUACGGUUUUGUUAAAGGUUACUCAAGAUGGAUUAACCAUGGGGAAUGGGACUUUCCAAUGAAAGGUGAUGAUGAAGUUAACUUAUAUGAUGACAUCGAUGGGUUGUUGAAUGAUCAAUUUAGAGAUGUUACACAAGCUGAAGGAGUUUAUGAAGGCCAAAAUGAAGAUGCCAAAAAAUUCUAUAAGUUAGUUGAUGAGGCAAGCCAAGAAUUAUAUCCUGGUUGUAAAGGAUUCUCUAAAUUAUCAUUCACAAUUCGACUAUAUUUGUUGAAGUGUCUACAUGGAUGGAGUAAUGCAUCCUUUACUUCCCUCUUGGAGUUGUUGAAAGAGGCGAUGCCUGAGUUGAACAUUCCUUUAUCCUAUAAUAAAGCCAAGUCUAUGGUAAAGGAUCUAGGUCAUGAUUAUAAAAAAAUUGAUGCAUGUCCCAAUGACUGCAUGCUGUUUAGGAAUGAACAUAAAGAUAGCGAGCUUCAGUCUUCCAAAAGAUCUCAUCGUGUUGCUGCUAAAACUUUGAGACACUUUCCAUUAAUUCCUAGACUCAAAAGGCUAUUUAUGUGCUCAAAGACAGCGGAUAAAUUGAGGUGGCAUGACGAGGAGCGGUCCAAAGAUGGAAAGUUAAGGCACCCUGCUGAUGGCCAAGCAUGGAAAGACUUUGAUAGCCUUCAUCCAGAUUUUGCAAAAGAUUCUCGCAAUCUGAGACUUGGCUUGGCAAGUGACGGAUUCAAUCCAUUUCGGACCAUGUGCAUAUCUCAUAGUACAUGGCCAAUUGUCUUAAUGGUGUAUAAUGUUCCUUCUUGGAUGUCCAUGAAACAAGAAUAUUGCAUGCUUUCUUUGCUUAUAUCUGGUUCGCGAUCUCCUGAAAAUGACAUUGACAUUUAUUUGCAGCCAUUAAUAGAAGAGUUGAAGGUAUUGUGGGAGUUAGGGGUAGACACAUAUGAUGCUUCGAGAAAUCAAACCUUUCAAAUGCGAGCAGCUCUUAUGUGGACAAUUAAUGACUUCCCUGCAUAUGCUAUGUUAUCCGGAUGGAGUACAAAAGGAAAAUUGGCUUGUCCUUGUUGUAAUUAUGGCACUAAUUCUUGCUAUCUGAAACAUAGCCGGAAAAUGUGUUACAUGGACCAUCGUGUUUUUCUAUCCAUGGAUCAUCCAUCGAGAUCUAACAAAAGGUCUUUCAAUGGAAAAACAGAAUUUAGGCCUCCUCCACAAUUGUUAAAGGGAACCGAUGUGUUUAAUAUGUUACAUAAUGUUGAAAAUGUGUUUGGGAAGAAGCAAAAGAAAUCAAAUCACAACUCGCUUCGCCACAACCUUGAUGUAAUGCAUAUUGAGAAGAACAUAUUUGAUAACAUAAUAGGAACACUUUUGGAUAUAUCUGGCAAGACGAAGGAUCAUGAAAAUGCUCGUUAUGACCUCAAAGAGAUGGGCAUUAGGAAAAACCUUCAACCAAAAGAUACAAAGGAUGGCAAGAAAAUAAAGCUUGCACAAGCAUGCUACUUUAUGACUAAGGGAGAAAGAUCUACUUUUUGUGGUGUUUUAAAGAAUGCAAAGCUACCUGAUGGUAGUGCUUCCAACAUUUCUCGAUGUGUGCAACCAGCCGAAAGAAAAAUAUCUAAUUAUAAGACCCAUGAUGCCCAUUUCAUGCUACAUUACUUGUUGCCAAUACCAAUUAAAAGCAUACUUCCUGAUCAUGUUGCUAUUCCUUUGAUUCGUCUAAGCUCCUUUUUUCGUCGUUUAUGUCAAAAGGUUAUCACAGCAGAGGAUCUAGGUUGUUUGGAAGCAGAGAUUAGAGAAACAAUGAGCCAAUUGGAGUGA